Molecule: messenger RNA, 1231 nt
Organism: Synchiropus splendidus (mandarinfish)
Lineage: Eukaryota; Metazoa; Chordata; Actinopteri; Syngnathiformes; Callionymidae
Gene: ctsl.1
Product: cathepsin L.1
Exons: 8
Coding region: 74-1072 (332 amino acids)
Biological process (GO): immune response
Cellular component (GO): lysosome
Molecular function (GO): cysteine-type endopeptidase activity
Source: RefSeq, a predicted model, not a curated record
GGCUAUAAAAGAGAAGCAGCCUGGCUGACGCUCUAUCACCCGCCUUGACCUUCCUAUACGGAAACGAGACAGGAUGAAGCUGCUGCUGGUUGUUGCUGCUGUUUUGGCUUUGGCCAAUGCUCUGUCUCUGGAGGAACUGGAGUUCCAUGCCUGGAAACUCAAGUUCGGGAAGUCCUACCGCUCUCCAACCGAAGAGGCCCGACGCAUGAAGGUCUGGCUUGACAACCGCAAGUUGGUGAUCGUGCACAACGUCCUGGCUGACCAGGGCCUGAAGUCAUACCGCCUGGGCAUGACCCACUUUGCUGACUUGGAAAACGACGAGUACAGACGGUUGGUGUCAGUGGGAUGUCUGCGUAAGUUCAACGCAUCCACGCCUCGUGGUGGCUCCAGCUAUCUGCGGUUGCCAGGACUCAAUGGACUGCCCAACACUGUGGACUGGAGGGACAAGGGCUACGUCACUGAUGUCAAGGAUCAGAAGGACUGUGGCUCCUGCUGGGCCUUCAGCACUACUGGAUCCCUUGAGGGUCAGCACUACAGAAAGACUGGACAGCUGGUGUCUCUGAGCGAGCAGCAGUUGGUCGACUGCUCUGGCGAUUUCGGCAACUACGGCUGCGGUGGAGGCCUGAUGGACAACGCUUUCAAAUACAUCCAGAGCAACGGUGGCAUCGACACAGAAGAGUCCUACCCUUAUGAGGCCCAGGAUGGACCCUGCCGAUUCAAACCAGGCAGCAUUGGUGCCAAAUGCACCGGCUACGUUGACGUGGACCAGGGUGACGAGGAUGCUCUGAAGGAGGCUGUGGCCACCAUUGGACCCGUGUCGGUCGCCAUUGACGCUGGCCACCUUUCCUUUCAGAUGUAUGAGUCAGGUGUGUAUGACGAGGAAGACUGCAGCAGCACAGAUUUGGACCACGGCGUUCUUGCAGUUGGCUACGGCACAGACAAUGGAAAGGACUACUGGCUGGUCAAGAACAGCUGGGGCCUGGACUGGGGCAACAAAGGCUACAUCCAGAUGUCCAGGAACAAGAACAACCAGUGUGGCAUCGCCACGGCAGCAAGCUACCCGCUGGUCUGAGCGGACAACCCGCAUUCGUCGUCUCCCCACUUUGAAAACAAAUGUUACUGAUUUCAUUCUUGCUGGCAGAAAAAAAUUGGAAGGAACAGCAAGGAACACUUUCAACAGAGACACUAUUUGUAAUGACUUAAAUCGAAUAAAAACACAUUUUGUCAUGGA